UCUUCCUUACUGUCCCCGUCUUCUUCCAGACAGACCCUGCCCUUUCCUUUCUGUCGCCCUGUCUGUGGGAUCUGUUGUUGUGGACCGGGGAGGCUGACAAUGGCAAUCUUUCUCCGCCGCUGGCAGUGCUGACCGCCCCCCCCCAUCCUCCUGGGCCCUCCUGCUUUGGCCUUGGGAGCGCAUGUUAAGUGGUCCCCUUGCCCGCCUCUCUUUUUUGAAUGUCUCUCAUCAUGGCUAAGCGUGAGACCGGCAGCACCAGCCCCGUGGUCAGACAGAUAGACAAGCAGUUCCUGGUCUGCAGCAUCUGUUUGGACCGGUAUCACAACCCCAAGGUUCUGCCCUGCCUGCACACAUUCUGUGAGAAAUGUCUACAGAACUACAUCCCUCCCCAGUCUUUGACGCUGUCCUGUCCAGUGUGCAGACAGACGUCUAUCUUGCCGGAGAAGGGCGUGGCAGCCCUACAGAACAACUUCUUCAUCACGAACCUGAUGGAGGUGUUGCAGCGGGACACCGAAUGCAGUCGAGCCGAGGCGUGCAACGUCCUCGAGUCAGCCAAUGCUGCCACAACCUGUCAGCCUCUCUCUUGCCCCAACCAUGAAGGAAAGGUAAUGGAGUUUUACUGCGAGUCAUGUGAGACAGCCAUGUGUCUGGAGUGCACAGAGGGGGAACACAGGGAACAUGUGACCGUUCCUCUGAGGGAUGUGCUGGAGCAGCAUAAAUUGGUCCUUAAAAACCAGCUUGACACUGUGCGCAACAGAUUACCUCAGCUGACAGCUGCCAUUGGGCUGGUAAAUGAGAUCUCCAAGCAGCUAAUGGAAAGGAAAAACGAGGCAGUGACGGAUAUCAGCAAGACUUUCGACGAGCUUGAGAAGGCAUUACACCAACGCAAGACUGCUCUUAUUACCGAGGUGGAAAACAUCUGCAGCACCAAGCAGAAGGUGCUUCAGGCCCAGCUGACCUCUUUGCUUCAUGGCAAAGAGAACAUCGAAAGCAGCUGCAGCUUCACGGAGCACGCUCUCAGCCACGGCAGCGCCACCGAGAUCCUGCUGGUUCAGAAGCAGAUGGGCGAGCGGGUCAGCGCCCUGGCGAGGCACAGCUUCCCCGAGCAUCCCCACGAGAACGGACACCUGGAAUGCCAGGUGGAGACGGACGGACUCAGGCGCUCUAUUCAGAACCUGGGGGUCCUCAUCACGACGGGGGCCGUGGGCCACACCAGCGUCGCCACUGGCGAAGGCCUGCGGCACGCGGUGGUCGGCCAGCACACCACCGUCACGGUCACCACCAAAGACAAGGACGGAGAGCUGGUGAAGUCGGGGAACGCCCUUCUGAAGGCGGAGAUAGCUUCGGCGGACGGCGUUUGCACCGAAGCCGAGGUGGUGGACAACAAGAACGGCACCUACGAGGUCGGCUACUCCCUCCGCUCCGAGGGGGAGUUCACCUUCUCCCUGCUGCUGUACGAGCAGCCCGUGAGGGGGAGUCCGUUCCGCCUCCGGGCCGUCAAGCCGUCGGACGUCCUGCAGUCGCCGGAGGACGUGAAGAGGCGGGUGAAGUCUCCCAGCGGAGGAGGGGGCCACGUCCGGCAGAAGGCCGUGCGCAGGCCCUCCAGCAUGUACAGCACCACCAAGAAGAAGGAAAACCCGAUAGAGGACGAGCUGAUCUACAGAGUCGGAACAAGGGGGCGGGACAAAGGCGAGUUCACCAACCUUCAGGGCAUCUCAGCCUCCAGUAACGGGCGGAUCGUGGUGGCAGACAGCAACAACCAGUGUAUACAGGUGUUUUCUAACGACGGCCAGUUCAAGAUGAGGUUCGGUGUGCGGGGCCGAUCCCCGGGACAGUUGCAGCGUCCCACGGGCGUCACGGUGGACAUGAACGGAGACAUAAUUGUGGCCGACUACGACAACCGAUGGAUUAGUAUUUUCUCCUCAGACGGCAAGUUUAAGAAUAAGAUCGGUGCCGGGAGGUUGAUGGGACCCAAAGGCGUGGCCGUGGAUAAGAACGGACAUAUAAUCGCCGUCGAUAACAAAGCCUGCUGUGUCUUCAUCUUCCAGUCCAAUGGGAAGCUGGUGACAAAGUUUGGAGCCAGGGGAACCUCAGAGAGGCACUUUGCAGAGAAAAGUGGUGCAAACAUUGCACUGGAAUCAAAGCUUAGUAAAUCUGGCCCUCUUUUCAGUCCUCACUUUGUGGCUGUCAAUAACAAAAAUGAGAUCGUGGUAACGGACUUUCACAACCAUUCAGUCAAGGUGUACAAUGCUGACGGGGAGUUCCUCUUUAAAUUUGGCUCCCACGGCGAGGGGAACGGCCAGUUCAACGCUCCGACAGGCGUGGCCGUCGACGCCAACGGAAACAUCAUCGUCGCAGACUGGGGCAACAGCCGCAUCCAGGUGUUUGACAGCUCAGGGUCCUUCCUCUCCUACAUCAACACUUCAGCGGAUCCGCUUUACGGCCCCCAGGGCCUGGCCCUGACGUCCGACGGCCACGUGGCGGUGGCCGACUCCGGCAACCACUGCUUUAAGGUCUACCGCUACCUGCAGUAGGGACCCGGGGAGGCCGCCUCCACCACUCAGAGCACUGAUGACACAACAAAUGUAAUCCACAGGGUGCAGCGGCAUUUCCAGUACGGCCUUUUGAUGUGCACAUCAGCAUAAUCCGCAGACCUUACCGUCAACCUCUUUGACCUUUUUUCAUGAUGUGCGCUGAAGGUCGAUUCUCUUUUUAUUCGAGCUCAGCAAUGUAGCAUCCUCGGGACAAACGGUCACGCGAAUCUGUGGGCUUGUUUCGGAGAAUUUGUAAAGGCAUUUCGUGUGUAAUAUUAUACAACCAGGCUGUCCGUAAAACACUUUAGGAUGUAGACAAAAAAUAUUUAAUCAGCUCAAACCUCUCCAGAUGCAUGAAACGUCUUUUUUCUUUUGGCGACGGCAUAGCGCACACUUAGCUGUUUUUACCCUAAAAUGCUUACAGUGACGUAAACAAUGCUCUGCUUCUUCAGGAAUGGAAUGCGACGUAACCCUUUCUCAUUUGCUGUCAUGGAAAAACGUAACCGCCAUCCGUGCAUUGGUCCGCUGUACGUACUGUAUAUACUGUACAUGAAUGUACAUUGUGUAUAUUGGAUCACUCUGUAUGUAAGUUCUGUUGGAUUUUGAAACACGCAGUCUUUUGCCUUUUUCAGAGUGCAGCUGACGACGAAGGAUUCUUUUGCAUUUGUUUUUUUUUUUUUUUUUUUUUUUUUUUGUAACGUGUGGCAGCUGUUAAAGAAGGAGCUUUUGUAAACACGCCCUGCACAUGCGUUAGAGACGAGUGUCAUAUAAAUGCUUAUGUAAGCAGCACAAUGAUAAUUUUUGCUCAUGGCUGUUGUUUUAGAGGGGAUAUUAUUGUAAAAUGCUAACUUAUUUUAUUUCCUUCUAGCUCAGUCUUUACAGAUUAUUUUUGUAUUUUUUUUCUUUAUUAUUAUUAUUAUUAUUAUUACUAUUUUUUUUUUUUUUUUACUUCAAACUUUUAAGGGAGAAUUGCUCCUUGAAGCAGAAUUCACUGAUCCAGGAUUUGUGCAGAUGUGCUGCUAAUUUCCACAGCGAAUUUACUCAAUUUAGGGGGGAAAACAUUUUUUUUUUUAGGUUCCACGUUUGAAUUUAAAUUGUAACCUUUAAUCAGUUAGUUAAUAUGGUUGAUUGUCUGGCAAUCACACUGCGCAAACCUCAGGACAGGCCUUCAAGUUUAUACGAAAUGUUAAGGGGACAAUGUUAGGAGUUUUUAAUGUUUUAUGCACAACGUUGUGUUGAUUUGGCUGACUAAAAUCACACGAAGAACGGGAUACGAGUUCUGCUUUAAGGGGUUUGCAUUUUUUUGUGGCUUCACAAAAACAUUUCUGUACAUUGCUAUAUAUAUAUUAGAUGGGAUUGGCUUAAGGCUCUAGUCUGAAUGAUAAUUUUAUAAGCUACCGUUCUCUUCUGCCUAAGUUCCUCCAUGAUGCCAAACCACGAGUCUAAAGUGAAGACUCAUGCACAGAGGGUGUUGUUGCUGCUAUCGCUGCGCCUCCUGUCCAUUCAUUGUAAUGUCAGAGGUACAGCAGCAGGGGAGAGGAAGGAUGUGGUCAUUGGCUGGCUCCUGGUUCCACCCAGUUAUCCACAGCACUGUGUUUGUCAUCUAAACACUGACUUCAGACUUUCACUCUGGUGCUUUCUGAGCUCAAAUAUCACCAGUUAAAUAAUUGGAAGUUUUUUUUUUUUUUUUUAAUGCAUCAAAUCUGUUGUUUGACCUGUUGCCAAACAGUCAUGACGUCUUUUAAGAGUCAAAUGCCUUUUUAACUUUUUUUUUUUUUUUUUUUUUUUUUAGGUGUGUUUAAUGUUUUUCCCACCUUACCCAUAUUUUUUUUUAAUUUUCUCUUUGAAUAUGCACUGGUAAUAAAAGCACAUGGUUUACUGAACUAUA
Molecule: messenger RNA, 4422 nt
Organism: Fundulus heteroclitus (mummichog)
Lineage: Eukaryota; Metazoa; Chordata; Actinopteri; Cyprinodontiformes; Fundulidae
Product: tripartite motif-containing protein 3
Exons: 13
Coding region: 219-2534 (771 amino acids)
Biological process (GO): proteasome-mediated ubiquitin-dependent protein catabolic process; negative regulation of translation; protein polyubiquitination
Molecular function (GO): zinc ion binding; ubiquitin protein ligase activity; translation repressor activity
Source: RefSeq, a predicted model, not a curated record